AUGGCUGGACGAGAGCUGUACAGGCAUCCAUUCAAUAAAUUCCAGGACAGCAAUCUCUGGGCUGCCGAUGCCUACUGGUAUUUACACACUCGUGAUUUCGCAUCAUCACGACCAUACUCGUUCACACGUGUGUACGGCAACACGUCCACAUAUACGCCACCAAUGCUUGCUGCCGAGACACGCAGGCUAACGCAACGGCGUAAUUACACGGGUUACACGUAUGUUGGUGCGGAACACAGCUACGACGUUUCAUCACGACCUUACUCACUUGAUAACUAUCGCUUCUGGCGAUCGCAUGUCGCCAGCUCGCCAUGGUACUGGUCUUAUUAUGGUAACAGUGGUCUGCGGCACUAUAACAGUUAUCGACCACGCACAUUUACCAGCCGUCUGUCCACAUACUGGAUGCCGUACUUCUAG
Molecule: messenger RNA, 417 nt
Organism: Gongylonema pulchrum
Lineage: Eukaryota; Metazoa; Nematoda; Chromadorea; Rhabditida; Gongylonematidae
Source: the annotation of a GenBank genome assembly